UGGUGGUGGUGGUAGUGGUAGUGGUGGAGUCACAGUGGUUGGUGUAGUGACCUGAAGUGAUGUGGGCAGCGGCUGGGCUGUGUGAUGUCGUUCUUCUACUGCUGAUGGUGGUAGUGGUGGCGCAAGAAACGCUGUCUGUGACUCAGCAGAACGUCGACGUUCACAACAAAGAAGCGACUAACGUGUCGUCGGUGGUUGUCGACGCCGUGAUGAACGAAUCAUCCCUCCUUGACGUAUUCUGGACGACGCAGGACGACUUUCCCAACUACUCCACUAACUUCAGCGUCACGUGGGCACGUUUGGGUGACGUCAGGGUGGAUGAGGCCUUCACCACUGACCUCCAGUACACCAUAGCAGGUCUGGACGCCUUCACCACCUAUAACGUAUGUGUGGCCACCUGUGUGAGCAAUGGCCCUAACUAUCCUGUGUGUGGUGUCAACACGACAACCAAAGAAAGCGUGCCAGGUCGGCCUGUCAAUGUGACAGCCAAAGCCGAGGGAGCGGAAGCCCUGUGGGUGGGUUGGGAACCGCCGGUGGAGCCCAACGGUGUGGUGAUCAGCUACACUGUCAUUUGGACACACGCGGUCACACGCCACGCAGACACUCUUGAUGUUGAUGGUAACACCACUUCCGUCGUCAUCUCCAGCUUGCAGCCAUGCACUAACUAUACCAUCACUGUCUCGGCUGCCACUGCUGCAGGCAGCGGCCAGACUGGCGGUCCAGCCAAAGCUACCACGGAGAUAGAAGUCCCGGGCAGUCCCACUGAAGUCUCAGCGAGUCAGGUCGAGAGUCAGCCGCACUGUCUAAACGUAACUUGGACGCAAGCCAAGGUACGAGGUAAUUGCCAUGUCACGUCAAACACGGUCAUCUGGUGGCUGGCUGCUUCUGGAGACCUUGUCGGUAAUGAAACCUUUCCAGCCACUGUGCAGGUCAGCCUCAUUGGCCUGCAGUCCUCUACCACCUAUAGUGUGGGCGUGAGCGCCUCUGUGCUGGAGAUAAAGGGGUCCAGUGCGGUACGAGUGAACGGCACCACGGCAAGAGCAGGGACUCCUUCCUGCUCAGGGACACUAGCGUCAUUGGUGGGACUGUGUGUGGCAGGCGUGGCACUGGUUCUGGCGGUGGCAGGUGUUGCCAUCUACUGUUUGAGGUACAAGCUGAAGAUAUCUCAGCCUCGACCUAGGGUUUUCUCCUCCGUCAGGCAGUCUGGUCUGGGACACUCCCUCUCUCUCACCUCCAAAGCGGCUGAAGGGACGGUGAGGGUGGAAGACCUUCGCUACAUAGAAGUUCUGGAGGAGGACACCCAGCGGCGUUUAGAGGAAGAGUUCGAGCAGGUGCAACAGAGUAGCAGCAAACAUCCCACAGUGGUAGCCUCGCAGGACCAUAACAAAUACAAGAAUCGCUUCCGUAAUAUACUGCCAUUUGACCACAGUCGAGUCAUUCUUUUCUCCGAGGCGGGAGAAGCUGACUCAGAUUACAUCAACGCCAACUAUAUCAAGGAUGUCUGGGGACGGAACCGUUUUAUUGCGUGCCAGGCGCCGCUGGAGGGCACGGUAGGGGACAUGUGGCGGCUGGUGUGGCAGCAUGACUCUCGCGUGGUGGUCAUGCUUACCAACUCUCGGGAGCGAGGACGGCAGGAGGUGUGUGCCGUGUACUGGCCCACCCUGGAAGGGCCAGUCGUCACCGUGGGGGACCUUACCGUCACAACACGUAGCGAGACCAGUAAAGGCGGCCUGCGAGUGCGUGAGUUUCUACUUGAGAAGGGAAAAGAGCAACGACCAGUAAGACAGUACCAGCUUACCACCUGGCUGGACUUUGGGGUGCCCAAUCAUGAACUUUACCUUCUGGACUUUAUCUGCGAACUCCGGGACUUGGUAAACCCAGAGUGCGGUCCCCACGUGGUCCACUGCCGCGCCGGCGUUGGUCGCACUGGCACCUUUAUCGGGUUGUGGAACCUGAUGGACACAGUGGACGCGGGGCAGCGGGACAGUGUGAACGUGCGCCAGACAGUACUGGCCAUGAGGGAGUGUCGCUUUUGCAUGGUGCAGACCCCGGAGCAAUACCUGUAUCUGUACAAGAGCAUCUUGGCCUACAUGGAGGAGCCACAGAUAGAGAGGACAAAAAACCGACGGCACAGAACUCCGAGAGAGCCGCGACCACAAAAAGAACAGCGCCUCGCGUACCACAAUCCUGCCUUCACCCAAGAGGCGAUCUCCAGCGCACACCACGCAUGACACGCACACCACGAAACAUCCUCAAGCACAGACGGAAGCCUGGCAGAAGGGAGCCUGGAGGUGAGGUGUCGAUCGUCUCCGUGACCUGUGUGGGUACUGGUGGCUAGCUGGCAGCAGUGGUUAUACGCUACUAUCGGAGGAAGCUGCACCAAUCUUCCCAGAAGGUGGUUAUCGCUCAGGAAAAUGACUAAUCUUGCAAUUCUACCUAUAAAUCUUUUAAUGAUACGUGGGGUGUACUUUUGUAGGCGAUAAGCUUAACUCACGUGCAACUGAUGCUUGAAUGAAAUGGCUGGUCAACUGUCUGCUGUAUGAAAGUCUCGCAGUAUUUGAUGAGCCACAUUAAUUAGCAGCGUUCGGGAAAAUAUUCCGUGUUUUAUGUGUCAAUUGCAAGGCAGUGAUCUGCACGCUGUGAAACUUAUCUGUGAAAAAUGGUGUUCAGCUGCUA
This is a messenger RNA of Portunus trituberculatus (swimming crab), 2676 nucleotides long. RefSeq names its product receptor-type tyrosine-protein phosphatase S-like. The record is from RefSeq and is a predicted model, not a curated record. Gene Ontology annotation, biological process: protein dephosphorylation. Gene Ontology annotation, molecular function: protein tyrosine phosphatase activity; protein binding. Bases 60 to 2231 code for a protein of 723 amino acids. The transcript has 16 exons. Lineage: Eukaryota; Metazoa; Arthropoda; Malacostraca; Decapoda; Portunidae.